Molecule: messenger RNA, 495 nt
Organism: Suncus etruscus (white-toothed pygmy shrew)
Lineage: Eukaryota; Metazoa; Chordata; Mammalia; Eulipotyphla; Soricidae
Product: putative aldo-keto reductase family 1 member C8
Exons: 3
Coding region: 25-495 (156 amino acids)
Biological process (GO): steroid metabolic process
Cellular component (GO): cytosol
Molecular function (GO): ketosteroid monooxygenase activity; aldose reductase (NADPH) activity; steroid dehydrogenase activity
Source: RefSeq, a predicted model, not a curated record
GAAUAACCAGAGAAGUGAAGAAUAAUGAAUCAGAUGAGACACCUUUCCGUAAAACUGAAUGAUGGCCACUUCAUGCCUGCUCUGGGAUUUGGCACCUCGGCUCCUGAUAAGGUCCCCAAGGAAAGGGUAGAAGAAGCAGUCCAGAGAGCCAUUGAGGUGGGUUACCGCCAUAUUGACUCUGCUUAUCUAUAUACCAAUGAGGAGGAGGUGGGCAGGGCCAUCCAGAAGAAGAUCUCUGAUGGGACCGUGAAGAGACAAGAUGUGUUCUACACCUCCAAGCUGUGGCCCACCUUCUACCGCCCUGAGAUGGUCCGUGGAGCACUGGAGACAUCUCUGAGGAAGGCGCAGCUGAGCUACGUGGAUCUUUACCUGAUGCACUUCCCAGGAGCUCUGAAGGUGGUGGAGGGGAUACGCCUUGGGUGCCUGGGCAGAGUCCUGCCCCAUGAGGAACCCACAGAUGUGCCUGAAAUGAGGAUUUGGAGACUCAGUCCCUAG